This is a messenger RNA of Colletotrichum chrysophilum, 789 nucleotides long. RefSeq lists its product as uncharacterized. The transcript has 3 exons. NCBI's taxonomy places the organism in Eukaryota, Fungi, Ascomycota, Sordariomycetes, Glomerellales, Glomerellaceae. Gene Ontology annotation, cellular component: EMC complex; membrane. The record is from RefSeq and is a predicted model, not a curated record. Bases 1 to 789 code for a protein of 262 amino acids. Gene Ontology annotation, biological process: protein folding in endoplasmic reticulum.
AUGGCCCAGGUUCCGGUGCAGACGAUCCAUCGGGAUCCCCAGUUGUUUUACUGGAUCUUGUUCCCGAUUACCGUGGUCAUGAUCUUGACUGGUAUUCUGCGACACUAUGCCUCGGUCAUGCUCGCCACCCCGCCCAAGAAGCUCGACAAGCCUGCUCUCCGCGAGCAACGCGCCAUGAUGCAUGGCGUCGGCGUGCGAACGAACCACCACGUCCUGUCGAAGAAGUCAUUCGAGGCGCGCCGUGACACGCUUGUUGCUGCGUAUGAGUCUGGUGCUUACCUCAAGGACCCCGAUCGCAAGGGCCAACCCCCCGCGAACCCGCUCACGGACCCGGGUGCGAUGGACGGCAUGAUGGGCAUGAUGAAGAACAACAUGGCGAUGAUUAUCCCCAAUACGCUGAUCAUGAGCUGGAUCAACGCCUUCUUCAGCGGAUACGUCAUCAUGAAGCUGCCGUUCCCGCUCACCAUCAAGUUCAAGAGCAUGCUCCAGGCUGGUGUCGCGACCAAGGACAUGGAUCCCCGAUGGAUGUCUAGCAUCAGCUGGUACUUCCUCUGCAUCUUUGGUUUACAAUCUGUCUUCAACUUCAUUCUGGGAAGUGACAAUGCCGCCAACCAGAUGGCCCAGCAAAUGGGACAGAUGGGAGGUGCCCAGGGCGCCCCCCAGAUGUUUGGGCCCGGUGUUGACCCCGACAAGCAGUUCAAGGGCGAGGCCGAGAACAUUGCCGUCGUUGACCACUACUCAGUUCUGGAUGAUGUGGAGCAAAGACUGCUCUCGGGUAUCAAGUUAUAG